Molecule: messenger RNA, 2481 nt
Organism: Melampsora larici-populina 98AG31
Lineage: Eukaryota; Fungi; Basidiomycota; Pucciniomycetes; Pucciniales; Melampsoraceae
Product: multicopper-oxidase laccase-like protein
Exons: 18
Coding region: 248-2239 (663 amino acids)
Molecular function (GO): copper ion binding; oxidoreductase activity
Source: RefSeq, a predicted model, not a curated record
AAAGGGUCGAUCAUCAUUCUUCAGCGUUUGAACUCGUGAAUGCCAUCCACUUGUGAAUUUCACCAAUUUCAUUCUUACCUCGCCAAUAGUAUAUACUCAGUAGCUUCAUAGAAAUUCAAGCUUUGAAUUUCAUUUUCACAGAAGACUUUUUUAACGUAUCUGGUGUUCAUAUUUAUAAAACUUCAACCUCUUUAGUAUACGAACUGAAUAGGCGGAAAUUAAUUGAGAGGCCCAAGUAUCAAGUAUCAUGCACUUUCAGAACAUUUUACUUUUCUUCAUCGGAUUUGUCUAUAUCGGAACAUGUUUUCCUCAGAAGAAAUUGGCACAACCUAGUACUGAAUACAUCCUAGGCGAUUUCGAUAUCAAUUCUGGGGCCGUUACAAGGAAAUUCGAGUUUGUAUGCACCAAUACUACAGCUUCACCAGAUGGAUUCUUGCGCGGUGUUUUAGCGAUCAACAAUCAAAUUCCAGGACCAUUGAUAGAGGCGAAUGAAGGGGAUCAUCUUGAUAUCACUGUGAUCAACAAUUUAGAUAGCGCUUUGACUAUUCAUUGGCACGGGCUCUAUCAGAAUGGCACAAAUUCAGAAGAUGGGGUAACAGGCAUCACGCAAUGUCCCAUUCCAUCAGGCGGAAGGUACACCUAUAAAUUUCAAUUGAAUGGCCAGUUUGGUACAUUUUGGUACCAUGCACAUCAUCAAAAUCUUCUGGCAGAUGGACUCUAUGGUCCUCUUAUCAUUCAUUCGCCACGAGAUCCGUUGAAAAGAGGAAUAGACUUUGACGAAGAUGUGGUGCUGAUGAUAGCAGAUUGGUAUCACAAUACUUCUUCAGAAAUUGUUAAACACAUGUUAUCUGAACCAGGUUAUUUCGGUACUCCAGCAGCUCCUAGUCCCAAUUCUGUCAUUAUGAACGGAAUUGGAGAUUGGGAUUGUAAUCGAUUUGCAACAAUUCAUCAAAGAUGCGAAAAAACGAAUUCUUUACCAGUCUUUAAUGUAGUAGGAGGAAAAAGGAUUCGAUUUCGAAUCAUCAAUGCAGGUUCUCAUGCUAUGAUUUAUUUCUCUGGUGACGAACAUUCACUUAAUGUUACAGAAGCGGAUUCAACCCCUGUCUAUGGACCUUCUAAUGUACAUAGAAUCAAGUUUCAUAAUGGACAGCGUUACUCUGUAAUUAUCAAUACUCAAGAAAAAGAAGUAGGAAGUAGCUUUUAUUUGCGAGGAACGAUGGAUACUGAUUGCUUUGCUUGGGUGGCGGGUGAUAUACAGAAGACAGGUUUGGCUAUUGUCCGCGUUAUAAAACCUGAUGAAGAUAUGAAAUCAUUAAAAGAAUUUACGAUACCUAAUACUAAAGAUUGGUCUGAUGAAAAAGCUGGAUCGUGUGUAGAUCUCGAUCCAGAAUUACUAAAUCCAAUCAUUCCAAUCGAUGUCCCUGAAACAGUAGCUGGAUCUGGUACUCUAGCAAACGCAUUUGGAUUUCAAGUGAUUUCUACUGGAGUUUCUAUUCCUCGUGAUCAAGCUUCUAAAUUAUCUUCCGAACCUAGAUCUAUUUCAUCAUCAUCAUCAUCAUCAUCAUCACCAUCAUCAUAUAGUUCGCCAAUCUCACGGAUCAAGCAAAGACAACUGAAACUCGAUAGUACAAGGAAAGUUUUACCUCUAGGAACUGCCACUUCAUCAGCUCCAGAGAAAAAUCAAGAUGGACCUCCACCCACUCCCGCAGGCGCACGAGGAGUGUUCUUUGUCAAUGAUGCCAACUGGAAGACAUAUCCAUACCAUCCUGUUCUUCAUGAUAUGUUACCAGGUGGCCCGGGUUCUUUAGAUAAUGCAGAAAUAGCAAAUGUUGUAUACCCAAACGCUGAAUGGUAUGACCUUUAUCUCGUCAACCUGGAUCCAGCUAUAAGUCAUUCCUAUCACUUACACGCUAUGGAUAUGCAUCUGGUGGCAUUUGGAAAAGGGAAACCAACACCUGAGAACUUGAGCAAACUAAAAUAUCGUACAAAGAAUCCACUGAGAAGGGAUACUAUAGUUAUUGACGCAGCUUCAUAUGCUGUUGUGAGGGUUUUGGCUGAUAUACCUGGAGUUUGGAUCAUGCACUGUCAUAUAGGUUGGCAUUUGGCUGGAGGAUUUGCAGGUGUAGUAAUUGUACAACCUAAUAAAAUUAAACAACUUAAAAUUCCUAAUGAAAACAAAUCAUUAUGUAAAAACAGAAAAAGUCCUUUAAAUCAAUAUCAACCAGGUAAACGUCGUUAAAAAUGUUUGAAAUGUUUUCUUUUUUUCUUCUUUUCUUUCUUGAAGCAUCAUUUAUUGAAAUCUCUAAUGAUGCAUUAUUAUUAAAUUUUAUUUAUUUGAAUUAUUUUAUUGUUUUCCAACCAUUUUUAUCAUUGUUUGUAGAAAUCUUUGAUGUGAUUUAUUUGAAUAAAUGUAAGUUCGGUUGAUUGAAUAUUUGUAUUAUGUUUGAAGCAAAGAGACGAUUAUGUUACGUUAUGUUAUGU